AUGAGCCGAUGGCGAGCGUAUCUCGUCGUCCUUCUUUCGCUACUCGUUCUCGCAGUAGUUUCGCAGCCCUUCGCGAGGCGUCCGCUCAUCGCGAAUGCCGAAGAAUUCGACGACGAGCGGUACGCCUACGACGAGGACGACGACGCAGGCGACGACGACGACAUCCCGGCCGGCGACGACGGCGACGUCGUCGCACUGACGGCGGCGACGUUUUCGCAGGCCGUCAGCGAUCACAAGCACGUGAUGGUGGAGUUCUACGCGCCGUGGUGCGGUCACUGCAGGGCUCUCGCGCCCGAGUAUCGCGAAGCAGCGGCGACGCUCAAGGAGCUCGGCGUGCUCUUCGCCAAGGUGGACGCGACGAAAGAAACGGAGCUCGCCGACAAGUACAACGUGGAUGGUUACCCGACCAUCCUUUUCGCCACGGAUGGCGAAUUUCAGCCGUUCGGCGCGGGGCGAACCAGCGCGGAGAUGGCGCGGUGGGUGAAGCGCAAGCUGGGCAUGGGCGUGACACCGCUGGGGCCACCCGACAUUCCCAAGGCUGCCGCUCUCAUCGAGAGCGCCGCCGCUGCUGCCGUCGCCUUUGUGCCCUCGCUUGACUCGCCGGAGGCAGCAGCGUUCGGCGAGGCAGCGAGGGACACGGACGGGGUGGACUUUUUCGUCACCACGCAUGCUGACGUGGCGGCCGCCUUCGGCCUGCCAGCUGGCGAGCCGCCCUCCCUGGCUGUGGUGAAGAAGGAGGAGGAGCGGCUGGUGGUGUUUGGCGGCGAGUACAGCAAGGACGCCAUCAGUGCGUUCCUGGCGGCCAACCGGCUGCCGCUGCUGCUGACGUACACCGAGGAGACCUCCGCUGCCAUCUUCUCGUCCCCCAUCGGCAAGCAGGUGCUACUGUUCGCAUUAGACAGUGCAUUCAAGGAGCUCUCGCCCGCGCUUUUUGCAGCAGCCAAGCAGUUCAAAGGCCAGGCCAUGUUUGUGUUUGUGAACGCCUCUGACCCCGAGUCACAACCCGUGCAAGAGUACUUUGGAGCAGACGCCUCCACCACUGCCUUUAUGGGGUUCACCAUGGGAGGAGGUGAGGACCCCUCAGUGCCAGCAGCAGGGCUCAAAUACCGCAUGACUGACCACCCCACAGCAGAUAACAUCAAGGCCUUCACGCAGAGCUUCAUUGACGGCCGUCUCAAGCCCUUCUUCAAGUCACAGCCCGUCCCGGAGGAGAAUGAGGGGCCAGUGGCGGUGGUGGUGGGGGACUCGUUUGAGCGCAUUGUGCUGGACGACACGAGAGACGUGCUGCUGGAGGUGUAUGCUCCCUGGUGCGGCCACUGCCAGCAGCUCGAGCCCACGUACAAGAGGCUGGCAGAGCGGUUCAGUGCGGUGCAGUCAGUGGUUAUUGCCAAGAUGGAUGGCACUGCUAACGAGUACCCCGGCCUAGAGGUGGAGGGAUUCCCCACCAUCGUCUUCUACCCCGCGGGGAAAAAGACAGACCCGGUGAAGGUGGCUGCACGCACCCUCAAGGAGUUCAUCCAAGCCAUCAAGGACCACGCCUCCACUGAAUUCCACCUGGAGCCCUCGCCUCUGGACGACCAGGAGGAGGAAGAGAGUGAGGAUGGGGAGAUGGAGGAGAUGGAGGGGGGGGUAGGGGAAGGGGGGAUGGAGGGGGAAAUGGGGGAGGAUGGGAUGGAGGGGGCAGAGGAGGAUAUGGCGUAUGAUGGGAUGGAGGGGGAUGGUGAGGAGGAGGACGAUGCGUUUGAUAAGUUGUUUCACCACGACGAGUUGUAG
Molecule: messenger RNA, 1773 nt
Organism: Closterium sp. NIES-65
Lineage: Eukaryota; Viridiplantae; Streptophyta; Zygnematophyceae; Desmidiales; Closteriaceae
Source: the annotation of a GenBank genome assembly